Molecule: messenger RNA, 2401 nt
Organism: Sinocyclocheilus rhinocerous
Lineage: Eukaryota; Metazoa; Chordata; Actinopteri; Cypriniformes; Cyprinidae
Product: TAF5-like RNA polymerase II p300/CBP-associated factor-associated factor 65 kDa subunit 5L
Exons: 6
Coding region: 113-1759 (548 amino acids)
Biological process (GO): regulation of DNA-templated transcription
Cellular component (GO): nuclear protein-containing complex; histone acetyltransferase complex
Molecular function (GO): RNA polymerase II general transcription initiation factor activity; protein binding; transcription coactivator activity
Source: RefSeq, a predicted model, not a curated record
ACAGAGCGACUAAUGGAGCAGCGGCGGGGAGCAGCAGUCUUCUCCCGAGCUCCUCUUCCAUGGCUUAAACCAGCACGUUUCUCUAGGACUGUCACAUGCGGAUUAUGCAGAGAUGAAGCGGGUGCGGACGGAGCAGAUCCAGUAUGCGGUGAGCCAGUACCUGAAGAGGAGGCAGUACAUAGACACAGAUGGGUCUCUGAAGGGGGCCAAACUCUCCCAGUCCGCUGAGGAGAUGGCAGCCAGUCUGACAGUUCAGACGGAGUCCAGCUGUGCGAAUGUGGUGUCUGCAGCCCCGUGUCACUCUGACCCGCAGCAGUACGAGACCCAGUUCUCCAGACUGCGCUCCUUCCUGCAGGAUGCUGAAGCACUGUUAGUGAAGGAGGUGAGCGGCGUCUUGUUUCCGCUCUUCCUCUACCUGCACCUGGACAUGGUGCGGUGUGGCCUGAAGGGGGCGGUAGACUCGUUUUACAGUCGCUUCCACUCGUUCUUCCAGCAGGACCCUGAGCAGAAAGCAAUCGUAGACCUGCUACGAGGAGCCGUCACGCCUCAGGUGGAGGUGACAGCAGCGCGCAGAACCGACUACCAGCUGUACGGCGCAGGGAUAGGAGCGGGAAACACAACCUCCACUUCCUCUUCCUCCGCUGCGGUGGAGGGGGCGGAGCGUGUGGAGGUCACGGCUGGGUUACCUCAGAACGAGGCGGCGCUGGAGGCGUUGCAGGACUGCAUAAAGCGCGUGCGGGAAGGUGCGCCUUCGCUCACCACCGUCUGCUUCUACGCCUUCCAGCACACGGAUCAGCUGCUGAACACGGCCGAGGUGUCUGCGGACAGCCGCUUGCUGGCAGCCGGCUUCGAUAACUCAGCCGUCAAGCUGUGGAGUCUGCGGGCCAGGAAGCUGAAGGCGGGGCCUCACUGGACCGACGUGUCUAAAAUAAGACUGGCCUGUGACGUGUUGGAGGAGGAGGCAGAUGACGAGGACGCCUCGGGCAGUGAGAUAAAGACCCUGCAUGCUCACAGCGGCCCCGUGUACCGCACGGCGUUCCUGACGGACGGCUCCGGCCUGCUGUCCUGUUCGGAGGACUCCACCGUGCGCCUCUGGGACCUGAGCAGCUUCACGAACACCGUCCUGUACCGCGGCCACGCCUACCCCGUCUGGGACGUGGACGUCAGUCCCUGCAGCCUCUACUUCUCCACGGCGUCCCACGACCGCACCGCGCGCCUCUGGAGCUUCGCGCGCACCUAUCCGCUUCGUCUGUACACCGGACACCUCUCCGACGUCGACUGCGUCAAAUUCCACCCCAACUCCAACUACGUGGCGACGGGCUCCACGGAUAAAACCGUGCGCCUGUGGAGCACGCAGCAGGGGGCGUCCGUGAGGCUGUUCACCGGGCACCGCGGGCCCGUGCUGUCGCUCGCCUUCUCGCCCAACGGCAAGUACCUGGCCUCGGCCGGAGAGGACCAGAGACUGAAGCUGUGGGAUCUGGCGUCCGGCAGCCUGUUCAAAGACCUGCGGGGUCACAGCGAUAGCAUCACCAGCCUCUCCUUCAGUCAGGACAGCAGUCUGGUGGCCUCCGCCUCCAUGGAUAACUCAGUGCGGGUGUGGGACAUACGCAGCGCCCACGGCAGCGCCCCCAGCGAUGGCUCCAGCAGCGAGCUGAUCGGACAGUACACAGGCAGCACUAGCAACAUCCUCAAUGUGCAGUUCAUGGCCUGCAACCUGCUGCUGGUGACAGGCACGGUGCUGGAGAAACAGGAACAGUGAGAGUGUGUGGGGGUCAGUCUCAACAAAACACACCCGGGUCAUAUUUCACCCCAAAAUCUGAUGAAAUUGUUAGGGUUAAUUCAGGAUAAUUGGCUCAUCCACCCCCCCUCUCAAUGGCAAAAUGCGUUCCAGUUUAUGUGAAUUCAUCCUAUAAGUAAAGUGAAGCCAUUUAGCACCGUUAUUUUUUGGCAUGGUGACAUUAUGACAAACUUGUACCUAAGAUCUUAUUAUUACUGUAAUGCAAUAAACCCCCAAAAAACAAUGAGAUACUACUUGAAUGUUAAGGUAUUCAUCAGGGUGGUAUUUGUUGUAUUGCCCUUAAUUUAUGUUGAUUCAACUAAAUAAUUUGGGACAUAAGUUUCACAGUUUCUUUUCUUUAAUAGACGUUUUGCAAUAAAAAUUAUUGGACUGUAAUGUCAGUGGUGUAAUACUGUGAAUAAAUUCUGCAUAAAUGAAAAAGUAGUUCAACAAAUACUACUUAUAAAUUCAUAAUUUACAGCAUUUUUAUCUUAUUAAAGGAAAGACAACAAAUACUACCUUGAUUUUCAUCAUCAUCAUCAUCAUCAUUAUUAUUGGCAUUACAAUAAGAAUUUGGGUGACAAUUGUCAUAAAAAUAAUGUCAUCUUAAUAGGCUUUAUUUUC